Molecule: messenger RNA, 951 nt
Organism: Phragmites australis (common reed)
Lineage: Eukaryota; Viridiplantae; Streptophyta; Magnoliopsida; Poales; Poaceae
Exons: 1
Coding region: 1-951 (316 amino acids)
Cellular component (GO): membrane
Source: RefSeq, a predicted model, not a curated record
AUGACGACAAGUGCGCGCCGCGAAGCUUUUCUCGUGCCGCCGCCGCCGCUCCUCGCAGCGACCGUUGCGCUUGCCGUACCGGUUCCGCAGCAGGAGUUGCAGCUGCAGGACACCGUCUUGCUCGACGACGUCGUGCAGGAGGCCGCGGAGGAGUGGUACCACGGGAGGCACCGGAGGACGGGCGUCGCGUACCCGCUCUCGCACCCCGGGAGCCUGUCGGGCGUCGAGGCCAGCGUGUCGCGGUUCCGCGCCGGCAGCCUCAGGAGGUACGGCGUCCGCCGGUUCGGCGAGUUCUCCGUGCCACCGGGACUCCCCGUGCGCUGCCGCGCCGCGCACCUGAUCGCCGUGCGCGUCAACCUGGGGAACCUCUCCUCCAUCUGCGACGAGUACACGGCGGGCACCGGGUACCGCCUCGCGUCGCCGGUGCUCGUGCUCAUGUUCUACGGCCUGGUGCGGCGCAAUGGCACGUCCGUGCUGGAGAUCAACCUCACGGACGCCGCCAUCCGCGUCAACUUCUCGAUAGCCGUUCCCGCGCUCCAGCCAGGGGCCGCGGCGCUCUGCAUGGCCGUGGGGCUGAACGGCAGCGUCACCGUGACGGACGUGGAGGCCGGGAGCAACACUUACCAUGCGUCGAACCAGGGCCACUUCGCGCUAGUCGUGGGAGGAGCAGGAGACGCCGGCGGGGAGGCGGACAUCGGGGAAGUGAACAAGUGGAAGCUGGCGCUGUUCCGCGCGGCUCUGGGCGCGGGCGGCACCGUGCUGCUGGGGAUGGUAGCCGUGGCGGUAGUGAGCAUCCAGCGGCGCAAGUCGGAGAUGGUGGAGAUGGAGCGGCGGGCGUACGAGGAUGAGGCGCUACGCGUGUCCAUGGUCGGGCACGUCCGAGCGCCGUCGGCGGCCGGAUCGCGCACCACGCCGGACGAGCUCGAGAGCGAGUACUGUGCCACAUUGUGA